GGUUGGGCCUCCUUUGAGCCGCCAUGCUGCUGUCUGAUUGGUGGCUCCGGUGCUCGGUGAGGUUGACCGGCUGGGGAGGUGAAACUGCCAAAGUCAGGGGAUCCUGGAUCAGCUGUUAGCUCUCGAUCCUCCCCGACAUCCACUGACAACAGCGAUCGUCAAUACGAGCAACCUUCUUAUGAAGAUUAAAGUCAGAGGCACAGCAGCUUCUCGUCGUUUUCAGGCAGCAUGAACUCCCUCCCAGGAAGAGCCGCACUGUCUCUGUGCAGGCGCACGGCAGCGGGCGAGAUGAGGGUCUUCGCCGGUUCCCCGGGUCACCCUGCUGGGUGCAUGCCGGCCCCUCUCCAGGCUGUGCGGGUCUGCCACUCCGGCACGAGCCGCAAGGGCAGCGUCAGCACCAAGAAGCGUGGCUAUGACAUCACCAGAAACCCACACCUCAACAAGGGAAUGGCCUUCACCCUGGAGGAGCGCUUACAACUGGGCAUUCACGGCCUGCUGCCCCCCUGCUUCCUCUCCCAGGAUGUGCAAGUGCUGCGUGUCAUGAAGAGCUAUGAAAUACGCACCAAUCCUCUGGACAAGUACAUCCUGCUGAUGACGCUGCAGGACAGGAACGAGAAGUUGUUCUACCGUUUGCUGACUUCAGACAUCGAGGAGUUCAUGCCCAUCGUGUACACUCCCACUGUCGGCCUGGCCUGUCAACAGUAUGGACUAGCCUUCAGGAGACCACGAGGACUCUUCAUCACCAUCCAUGACAGAGGCCACAUCGCCACCAUGCUCAACUCCUGGCCUGAGGAAGACAUAAAGGCCAUUGUGGUGACAGAUGGGGAGCGUAUCCUCGGCCUGGGUGACCUGGGAAGUUACGGUAUGGGCAUUCCUGUCGGGAAGCUGGCGCUCUACACAGCCUGUGGUGGUGUUCGGCCGCAGCAGUGUCUCCCCGUGCUGCUGGAUGUCGGCACCGACAACCAGGCGCUGCUCGAUGACCCCCUGUACAUUGGAGUGAAGCACAAGAGAAUCAGAGGGAAGGAGUACGACGAGCUGAUCGACGAGUUCAUGCAGGCAGUGACAGACAAGUACGGGAUGAACUGUUUGAUACAGUUUGAGGAUUUCGCCAACAGCAACGCCUUCCGUAUCCUCAACAAAUACAGGAAUCGAUACUGUACCUUCAACGACGACAUCCAAGGCACGGCCUCAGUAGCUGUUGCCGGGAUCUUGGGCGCUCUGAAGAUCACCAAGAACAAACUCUUAGACCACACCUUUGUUUUCCAGGGGGCAGGCGAGGCUGCUCUGGGUAUUGCUCACCUGCUUAUAAUGGCCAUGGCCAAAGAAGGAGUGACUAAAGAAGAAGCUGCCAAGAGAAUCUGGAUGGUGGACUCAAAAGGUCUCAUUGUGAAGGGAAGAAGCCAUCUUAACCACGAGAAGGAGGAGUUUGCUCAUGAGCACCCGCACCUGAAGACCCUGGAGGAGGUGGUGCACGUCAUCAAACCCACCGCAAUCAUAGGAGUGGCUGCUAUUGCUGGAGCGUUUACUGAGAAGAUCAUCAAAGACAUGGCGUCCUUCAAUGAGAGGCCAAUCAUCUUUGCCCUGAGUAAUCCUACCAGCAAGGCGGAGUGCACAGCAGAGCAGUGCUACAAGCUCACCAAGGGCCGGGGCAUCUUUGCUAGUGGAAGUCCGUUUAACAAGGUGACGCUGGCUGAUGGACGCACCUUCUACCCCGGCCAGGGAAACAACGCCUAUGUCUUCCCUGGAGUUGCUUUGGGUGUUAUUGCCUGUGGAGUACGCCAUAUAUCUGAUGAUAUCUUCCUCACCACAGCAGAGGCGAUAGCUGACAUGGUAACAGAGGAGCACCUGGCUGAGGGAAGACUCUAUCCUCCCCUCAACACCAUAAGAGAGGUGUCCUUCAAGAUCGCAGUGAAGAUUGUCAACUAUGCAUACAAAAACAACAUCGCUUCACUGUACCCCGAGCCUAAAGACAAAGAGGCGUUUGUGCUGUCUCACAUCUACAGUCCUGAUUACGACUCCUUCACUCUGGACACAUACAGCUGGCCACAGGAGGCCAUGAAGGUCCAGGACGUGUGAUCCUGACCAUCUCUCUCGUUCUCUCUCUAAACUCAAUAUGCUGCCGCGUCGUCACGUACAAUUUCUGCAUUGCCUCCGUUCAGAAACGUUGCCAAUGAUUCUCGCCUUUUAGCUUCUUUGUUCAUUUCUUUCUUUCCUUUUACAAAUGUUAGUAAAUCUCUGCCGCCCUUUCAGAUGGACAGUGGUCAUUAUAAUAUAGAUGCCAAACAAACAUUCUCAAUGACUCUCUAUGACUUCUUGUUGAAAUGUCAAGUUGUUGUUUUUUCCUCUUUGAGUGCUGUACUUUUAGUUGUAUCAAUUCUCUGUACCUGAUUGAAGGGUAAAAUAUUUUAUAGCCGCACAACAGCAUAUCAAAUAUCAUAAGCACGACCUCUAUAAUUUUACGAUUAAACGACACUCCUUUGACUAGAUUUUCCAGCUAAGAUCUCGCAGUGACUUUCAUGAAUCAGAGCUGGUGCAUAAAAAACAAAAAGCAGUGGCUCACAGUAACGCACAAUGCUUUCUCUUUUCUUGACAAAAAUGAACAGAGGAGUCAUUUUGAAGCUUAAGAGAUACAAAUUAGGGCUGCACAAUUAAUCGAAAUAUGGCCAAGUGCAAUAUCCAAAUCGCAGAAGCUGCAGUUUUUUGAUGAAGGUAAAAUGUGUGACAAAACAGCAUUAUAAUGAAGUGUGGGUAGCUAAGAUCAAUGUAGAAGCCACAUCUGGCUCAUCCCUGUAGCUGCUUCUUCAUAUUUUACACUCCUGUCAAUCUGCACGCAGGACUGAAAACACUACAGAAUCAGCUGGUGUUUCUGUUUGUCUGUCUCUGCUUCCCUGUGAGAAUCAGUCAUUUGUGAUGAGAGGCACUACUGUUUUCUUGAAAAUGUUGAGAGAAGGGAUUGUUGGGGCUUUAGUGUCACCAUCAGGAUGUUUUUGUAUACAGUGGAUGUGUUGUCCUUUAGUUUUGUACAGAGCUCUGCCUGUUGUUGUAUUUUUGCCAAAGUUAUUGAUGAACUGUAUCUUUUACUCCUAGAGAACAUGACGCUCUGCAAGCUUUAGUACUGAGAGAUAUGCUUGAAGUUUUCAAAGGGAACAUGACACUUUUUAAAUAAAGUUCUUAAGAAAAUA
Messenger RNA from Siniperca chuatsi (mandarin fish), 3182 nucleotides. RefSeq names its product malic enzyme 3, NADP(+)-dependent, mitochondrial (gene me3). Gene Ontology annotation, biological process: malate metabolic process; pyruvate metabolic process. NCBI's taxonomy places the organism in Eukaryota, Metazoa, Chordata, Actinopteri, Centrarchiformes, Sinipercidae. Bases 229 to 2076 code for a protein of 615 amino acids. The transcript is spliced from 15 exons. The record is from RefSeq and is a predicted model, not a curated record. Gene Ontology annotation, molecular function: malate dehydrogenase (decarboxylating) (NAD+) activity; NAD binding; malate dehydrogenase (decarboxylating) (NADP+) activity. Gene Ontology annotation, cellular component: mitochondrion.